Monosiga brevicollis MX1 is the source of this 1293-nucleotide messenger RNA. RefSeq lists its product as uncharacterized. Gene Ontology annotation, biological process: biosynthetic process. Lineage: Eukaryota; Choanoflagellata; Craspedida; Salpingoecidae. Gene Ontology annotation, molecular function: pyridoxal phosphate binding; catalytic activity. Bases 11 to 1201 code for a protein of 396 amino acids. The transcript is spliced from 13 exons. The record is from RefSeq and is a predicted model, not a curated record.
CGAGAGAGAGAUGGCGGCGUCCGAUCAAAUGGCAGUGUCGGGUACGAUCCGAGCCACGGACGAGCCCUGCAUCGUCAAGAUGAAUAGGAUCUUGGAAGGAUCAGAGGACGUGGCUUCUCUGGCUCAGGGGGUCACGUAUUGGAAUCCUCCAGAGGCAUGCAUGGCGGCUGCGACUGCUGCCAUUGGUCAAAUGGAGACCAACCGCUACAAUCGUGUUGAGGGCGUGCCUGAGCUCACUGCUGCCCUAACACGCAAACUCGAAGCCGAUAACAAACUCCACAACCAAGGCGUCAUGGUCACCAUGGGGGCUAAUCAGGCCUUUAUGAACGUUUUACUGACUCUUUGCGAGCCAGGCGAUGAGGUCAUGCUUUUCCUGCCGUACUACUUUAAUCAUCACAUGGCCCUUCAAAUGACGGGCAUGAAAUGUCGCAAGGUGGCGCGACGCCCCGACACUUUCGAACUUGACAUGGAUGCCAUCAAGCAGCAUGUGUCCGAGUGCAAGAUGGUUGUGUUGGUCAACCCGUGCAACCCCAGCGGCGCCGUCACGGAUGCCGAAACAUUGAACACUCUCAGCGAGCUGUGCCGCCAGCACAAUACCUAUCUGGUUGUUGACAACACCUACGAAGACUUUAUUUGGGAUGAUGCAGCCAAGCACACGUGCAUUCAAGGCCCCCAUGUUCUCAACAUCUUUUCCUUCUCCAAGGCCUAUGGCCUCAUGGGUUGGCGCGUCGGCUACAUUGCCUAUGAGUUGAAUUCACCGGAGCUGGCGCAAUCCCUGCUCAAGGUCCAGGAUACCAUUCCCAUCUGUCCGUGCAUCAUCAGCCAACGCGCGGCCGUGGCAGCAUUGGAACAAGGCAGCACGUGGGUUGCGGAAAGGGUUGCCACGCUCGCUGCCAAUCGCCAAGCAGUCCUUGAUGCUCUGGCGACGGUUGAUGGCUGCCAGGUCUUGGGCCAAGCUCAGGGGGCCAUCUACAUUAUGGUGCGCUUACCCGUCGACGAUGACAUGCAGGCCGUAGAGUGGCUAGCACGGCAGCACCACGUGGCUGUCAUUCCGGGCAGUGCGUGCGGUGCGCGCGGCCACAUUCGAGUGGCUUUUGCCAACCUGGACAUUGAUCAGUGCAUGGCAGCCACUGCGCGCCUGGUAACCGGGUUGCAAGAGCUGCAAACCCACGGUUCAACUGCAUUCAGCCGAUCAAGCUAAAUCCCGUGUGUUGCUGCCCAAGCCCGAGCUCGAGUGGCGGGGAGGCAGAAGACCCAGAAUAAUGUGUGGGACUCAAUCAAGACCGUCCAGCU